UCAGAAGUGCAACAAAGGCCUUAGAUGUGUGUUUUGGAUCAUUGUCAUGUUGGAAAACUUCUUCUUUCUAUAUAUAGAGCAGUACAUCUGUGAAUUCAUGAUACCAUCAGUAAAAUGCAGCUCCCCAACACUAGCAGCACUUAUGCAGCCCCACAGAAAGACACUUCCACCAUCAUGUUUCAGUAUAGACACCAUGCAUUUUCCUUUGUACUCCUCACCUUUGCGAUGCCAUACAGUUUUGAAGCCAUUAGUUCCAAGAACAUUUAUCUUGGUCUCAUCACUCCAGAAUGCAGUCCCAGAAGUCUUCUUUUUCAGCUUGGGC
Molecule: messenger RNA, 322 nt
Organism: Staurois parvus
Lineage: Eukaryota; Metazoa; Chordata; Amphibia; Anura; Ranidae
Source: the annotation of a GenBank genome assembly